Mollisia scopiformis is the source of this 531-nucleotide messenger RNA. RefSeq lists its product as uncharacterized. Lineage: Eukaryota; Fungi; Ascomycota; Leotiomycetes; Helotiales; Mollisiaceae. The record is from RefSeq and is a predicted model, not a curated record. The transcript is spliced from 4 exons. The coding region runs from base 1 to 531 and encodes 176 amino acids.
AUGAGCCUCCUCAAGCCGUUCACCGAUGCACAAAAGAAAUUCCGUGGCUUCAAAAUCGGCGCAGUAGCUCUCGCAGCCGCCUUCCCGGAAGAGAAGCGCCGUGCCAUCGAGCGUCGCCAUAACAUCGAGCCGGAUUGCUGGGCCAAGGUCGACUUCCCUGAUCGAGUUUCGGCUGCACAUGCCCUGGGCGUCCCGGCGCGCCAGGAGGUUAGGUCGAUCAAGGUACAGCGUUAUCACCCUGUUUACUUCUGGGGCGAGGAGAAGAAGCUUAAAUCGCCGCCUCUUACUGAUGAGUCUAUGGACGACAUCUGUGAUACUUUUGGAAAGAUGACUCCUCAUGAGGUUAAGUCUUCCGCUCUCAAUGAUGAAUCCGUGGACGACAUCUCCAAUGAUUUUGCCAAGAUGAACAUCGAGACUGUUGCUAUUGGCUAUGGCUUGGAGAUGCAGCUCGACUCAAGCACCACGGUCGUGUCUGCUGAUGAUGCCGCAUAUGAUGCCGACACAGAUAGUAAAAUGGCCGAUGCGGAGUAA